CGGGCUGCACCUUCGAGGAGGACGGGGACGAAAACCAGUGCGAGUACAGCCGAGGCGAGGACGAUGACUUCGGCUGGGAGCUCACCCGGAGCUACGUGAUGCCUCCCUCCGCCGCGGACCUUCCUCACGGGGACGAGGUGGAGGGGACGGUCGAGCUGGCACGGACAGCGCAGGUGGCUCGGCAGGAGUUAAAUCACGCUGAUUUAAUCGAGCGCCUGAGGCGAAAUACGAGUUGGGAUUACUUAAGGGAUGUCAAAGUGCUGUUCGAGGCGGUGGUCUCCAGCGAGCGCAGAGGCUAUCUUGGCUUGGAUGACAUUUUGCUCCUGAAUUAUCCGUGCUCGAAAGCUCCUCAUUUCUCCCGCCUGGGUGACGUGGAGGUGAACGCGGGGCAGAAUGCCACCUUCCAGUGCGUGGCCGCCGGGAAGGCCUCCGAGGCGGAGAGGUUCCUCGUGCAGAGGCAGAACGGAGAGGUGGUGCCAGCCGCCUCGGUGAAGCACAUCAGCCACCGGCGCUUCCUGGCCACGUUCCAGCUGGACGAGGUGUCCAAGAGGGAGCAGGACAUGUACCGCUGCGUUACCCAAUCCGUCCGGGGCUCGGGCGUCUCGAACUUCGCCGAGCUCAUCGUGAAAGAGCCCCCGACACCCAUUGCUCCCCCGCAGCUGCUCCGCGCGGGCUCCACCUACCUGAUCAUCCAGCUCAACACCAACUCCAUCAUUGGUGACGGCCCCAUCGUGCGCAAGGAGAUCGAGUACCGCAUGACCUCGGGGCCCUGGUCGGAGGUGCACGCAGUCAACAUGCAGACCUACAAGCUCUGGCACCUGGAUCCCGACACGGAGUACGAGAUCAGCGUGUUACUCACUCGCCCCGGGGAAGGAGGCACGGGCAAGCCAGGGCCACCUCUCAUCAGCAGGACCAAGUGUGCAGAGCCCAUGAGAGCCCCCAAAGGCCUUGCUUUCUCUGAGAUCCAGUCCAGGCAGCUGACACUGCAGUGGGAACCGCUGGGCUACAACGUGACCCGAUGUCACACCUACACGGUCUCGCUGUGCUAUCGCUACUUCGUGGGCACCGGCCACAACCAGACCUUCCGGGAAUGCAUGAAGAUGGAGCGCAACGUGAACCGUUACACCAUCAAAAACCUGCUGCCCUACAAAAACAUCCACGUCAAGCUCAUCCUCUCCAACCCCGAGGGCCGCAAGGAGGGCAAAGAGAUGGUAUUCCAGACGGACGAGGAUGUCCCCGGAGGCAUCGCUUCGGAGUCUCUCACGUUCACCCCCCUGGAGGACAUGAUAUUUCUGAAAUGGGAGGAACCGGUGGAGCCCAACGGUCUCAUCACGCAGUACGAGAUUAGCUACCAGAGCAUCGAGUCCUCCGACCCGGCGGUCAACGUGCCUGGCCCGCGGCGUACCGUCUCCAAGCUGCGCAACGAGACCUACCACGUCUUCUCCAACCUGCACCCCGGCACCACCUACCUCUUCUCGGUGCGGGCCCGCACGGGGAAGGGCUUUGGCCAGACAGCGCUCACCGAGAUCACCACCAACAUAUCUGCUCCCACCUUCGACUACGGGGACAUGCCGUCGCCGCUGAGCGAGUCGGAGAGCACCAUCACGGUGCUGCUGAGGCCGGCGCAGGGCAGGGGGGCUCCCAUCAGCACCUACCAGGUCAUCGUGGAAGAAGACAGGCCCAAGAAGAUCAAGCGGGAGCUGGGCGGGCAGGAGUGCUUCCCCGUGCCGCUGACGUUCGAUGACGCCGUGUCCCGGGGCUCCGUGCACUACUUUGGGGCCGAGCUGCCUGCCAGCAGCCUCACCGAAGCCAAACCCUUCACCGUGGGGGACAACCAGACCUACAGCGGCUACUGGAACCCGCCGCUGAGAAGGACAGCGGAGGUCCGAAUAGGAGGCAAAAAUCCAGCGCUGACGCUGGGAGCCCCCGUCUGUCGUUUCCUUUCAGCACCCCUGGCCUGGGUGUCCAUUGCAGGCAAAACCUCGUGCCUGGGAGCCAGCGUCCCCCACCUUUCCUUCGGCAUGCCUGGUGGGAUGCCAGGGAAAGGAAACCCGGCUGAACUGCAUCCGGAUCGCCCGCAAAGGAGGAACUACUAUUCUUAUUCCUAUUACCCAAAACCCGUCAACAUGACCAAAGCCACGAUUAACUACCGCCACGAGAAGACGCACAUGAUGAGCGCCAUCGACAGGAGCUUCACGGACCAGAGCACGCUGCAGGAGGACGAGAGGCUCGGGCUCUCCUUCAUGGACGCGCACAACUACAGCAACCGGGUUGACCAGCGGAGCAGCGUGGUCAAUGAGUCCAGCAGCCUGCUCGGAGGCUCUCCCCGCCGGCAGUGUGGCCGCAAAGGGUCUCCAUAUCACACCGGGCAGCUCCAUCCUGCUGUGCGGGUGGCCGAUCUCCUCCAGCAUAUCAACCAGAUGAAGACAGCAGAGGGCUAUGGCUUCAAGCAGGAGUACGAGAGCUUCUUUGAAGGCUGGGAUGCUUCGAAGAAGAAAGACAAGACUAAAGGGAGACAGGAUCACGUGUCAACAUACGACCGCCACCGAGUCAAGCUCCAUCCGCUACUGGGAGAUCCCAAUUCGGAUUAUAUCAACGCCAACUACAUUGAUGGUUACCACAGGUCCAACCAUUUCAUAGCCACCCAAGGUCCCAAGCAGGAGAUGGUGUACGAUUUCUGGCGCAUGGUGUGGCAGGAGCACUGCUCCAGCAUCGUCAUGAUAACCAAGCUGGUGGAGGUGGGACGGGUGAAGUGCUCCAAAUAUUGGCCGGAUGACUCCGAGAUGUACGGGGACAUCAAGAUCACCUUGGUGAAGUCGGAGACGUUGGCGGAGUACGCUGUGCGGACGUUCACCCUGGAAAGGAGGGGCUACUCGGCCCGGCACGAGGUCAAGCAGUUCCACUUCACGUCGUGGCCCGAACACGGCGUCCCCUACCACGCCACGGGGCUGCUGGCCUUCAUCCGGCGGGGGACGGCGCUCACUCCCGCGGAUGCCGGAUGGAGUGGGAACCUGUUUGCUGUCUUCUGCCCUCCUUCGUCCCCAUCAAGCGCCGGCACGGGGAGAACGGGCUGCUACAUCGUCCUGGACGUUAUGUUGGACAUGGCUGAGUGCGAGGGCGUCGUGGACAUUUACAACUGCGUGAAGACCCUGUGCUCGCGGAGGAUCAACAUGAUACAGACAGAGGAGCAGUACGUCUUCAUUCACGAUGCCAUCCUGGAAGCCUGCCUGUGCGGGGAGACGAGCAUCCCGGCCAGCGAGUUCAAAGCCACCUACAAGGAGAUGGUCAGGAUAGAGCCGCAGAGCAACUCCUCGCAGCUGCGGGAGGAGUUUCAGACCCUCAACUCGGUGACUCCCCACCUGGACGUGGAGGAGUGCAGCAUCGCCCUGCUGCCCCGCAACCGGGAGAAGAACCGCAGCAUGGACGUCCUGCCGCCGGACCGAUGCCUUCCCUUCCUCAUCUCCGUGGACGGAGACAGCAACAACUACAUCAACGCGGCCUUAACCGAUAGCUACACCAAGAGCGCUGCCUUCAUCGUCACCCUGCACCCGCUGCAGAACACCACCACCGACUUCUGGCGGCUGGUGUACGACUACGGCUGCACCUCCAUCGUCAUGCUCAACCAGCUCAACCAGUCCAACUCUGCCUGGCCCUGUUUGCAGUACUGGCCUGAACCUGGACUCCAACAGUAUGGCCCGAUGGAAGUAGAAUAUGUUUCCGGAGCAGCUGAUGAGGACCUCGUGUCUCGUCUCUUCCGAGUCCAGAACAUCACACGGUUGCAGGAAGGGCACCUGAUGGUUCGGCAUUUCCAGUACCUACGGUGGUCGGCCUACCGAGACACCCCGGACUCCAAGAAGUCUUUCCUGCACCUCCUGGCCCAAGUGGAGAGGUGGCAGAAGGAGAGCGGCGAUGGGAGGACAGUUGUGCACUGCUUGAACGGGGGUGGUCGGAGCGGCACCUUCUGUGCCUCCACCAUGGUCCUGGAGAUGAUCAAGUGUCACAACAUGGCAGAUGUUUUCUAUGCUGCAAAGACCCUCCGCAACUACAAGCCAAAUAUGGUAGAGACCUUGGAACAAUACCAUUUCUGCUAUGACAUAGCACUGGAAUAUCUGGAGUCGCUGGAGACCAGAUAGCACCUUGCCAGGAGAGCGAAGGCAAGUGUUUGUUUAGGGUUUGUGCCAAACAUGCAUUUUGCACUUGGACGUCGAAUUCGUGCUGAAGGCGAGGAGGGGGAAAACCAGCAAAGGACCGAACGAAAAGCGAAAAUCAAAUGAAAAACAAAAGGCAGGACAUGGGGACGCGCCGGCCAUUCCCGAUCUUCAUCCUCUGCUCACCAUCUUCCUUUCCCUCCUCUCACCCUGAGCACACAUCGGAGCGGACGUGGGUCGGAUGCCAGGACUCAUCCCGUCACUGCAGGGGUGUCACUUUGCCAGCCAGGACUUGGGUCACGGCUGUGGGUUCGGUGCACGGGAGGAGCCAGCUGGGACACGCUUGGACACCUCUGAAGCUGAAGAGAAGGCCGAGGAGGGGAGGAAGAGACAGAAGGAUCCCAAGCCCGUUUCCCAACAAGGGCGUGAUGGAUGUUUGGAGAUGAGAGUUGUCUGUGAGUUGUACGUGGAGUCGAAGCUGCUCUUCAGAGGAGCCUGGAAGGAUGCUGGCAGGUUUUGCCCUUUGCAGGGCCAAGCUCUGAACUGGAGUAAAGACCCUAAAAGGAGCUUUCUGAAUUUCACCCUGUCCUAAUCAUGAGUUUGAUCUUCACUCUUUUAUUUCUGUGAGUUGCCACCCUUUGGGUAUCCAGCCCUGGAGAGAGAGGGGGGACGUAGGAUGCGAGGUUGGGGGACGGGACGAGGAGCGUGGCGCUGCCCGGGCUGGUGCUUGUUCGGGGAGCGUGGGGGGCCUGGGCACACACCAUCCCUCUGCGGGGACCACCACGGUCCCCUCUCGGUGUCCUUGCAGACCUUUUGAAAUGACGGUUUCCCUUUGGCUUGUCUGUUCCCAUGCAAUCUUCUACACCCGUAGCAAUUAAUUCCUCUUGCGGGAGGGUGAAAGUUGGCCGUCAGAGUUGGCUAUGGGAAUUCCUGCUCCUGUCAGCAGGUAAAGGCCGUUCCUUGCCUACAGGAUUAUUCAUCUGCAACCAGGCGUUUCAGGUGCUUUCAUUCCCCUGCCCUCGGGGAACUGCGUUGCCAUUGAGCAAUGCUGCUUUUCCUAAUGCUCCAAAUCCUUUCCGAAGCCUCCGCGGCCCUGGGGCCCAGGGUGCAGCGGUGCGGCCCCGGAGGCGCUGACCUGUGGGUCCGGUUUUAUUGCUUCCCCUGGGAAUUGCUGCUGCUGAGACACCUUCAGGGUCCAGGACCCAACGUCUCCAAAACCUGGCGUUGCAGUGGGAAAUUUGGGUCCUUCCCUUAUGUCUCCGGAGGGCCUCGCGCAGGCUGUUGGGAUGCUGUUUUUGCUUUUGCUGCGGGUUGCAAAGCCCGUUUUGGCUGAUGGUGGCGGUGCUGCAGAGCACGGCGGGGGGGGGGGGGUGGCAUCAGAGCUGGUGGCCGUGGAUUGCAGGGGUGUCUCCAAAGGUAGGUCCUAAGCUGGAAUGUAACCCCAGCAAAAUCCAUCAGUCAGGCCCUGCCUCCCGUGCUCAACCGAGGUAAAAUCGGAGUUAUUUCCUUGGAGCGCCAGGAUAAAACCUGCUGUCAGAGGUGUCAGGAUUAUUCCCAUGAUUAGCCGGGCGCUGGGGUGAAUCCGAACUCUUCAGGUGACGCCCUUCCUCUCCUGGAGGAGGUCGUCAGCUUUGAUGGAGGGAUUGGAGCUCCUCCAGAGAUCAGUGGGGCGACCUGGGGUUAAUCCUGGGAGCCGGCGCCGGGCUAAUCCCGGGGACGCUGCGGAGGCCAGCGAGGAAUGGCAGAGGGGCGAGCUGUGCCGAAACGCACUUUUCCCCUCUGAUAUCUUAGUAAUUAUGGGGUGCCGCGAUUCAAAGAGGCUGGACGACGCUUUGGAGGACGCCGUUUGGCCGGUCGAAUCCCGCGCGAAGCCAAAGCCGCUGCGCCUCGGCUGAGCUAACCCAGAGCAAAUUUCAGUCCUCCUUCCAGGCGGGGAGCAGCGCACCAAGAUACGUCUCCUCCCUCUCCCCAUUUUGGAGGAUUUAAUCAUAUGCAACCACUCACGUGUUAAACAUUUGCUACUCAAUACCGAGUUGGGAAUAAGCUCUGGUUUCCCAUUGCCCUUGGCUGGUUCCUGCCCCGGCUUUUGAGGCUGUUGAACCGUCCCAUGUCUGUCCCCACCGCCCCGUCGCAGCGGCAGGGACAUAUCCUGGGCAGAUGCUGCAGUGUGGAGGACCGUGGUCCAGAGCUGGCGUCUCUGUGUGCGGAGAAGUCAGUCGGGGUCAGCAGGGUGGGAUGAUGGUUAGUGCUAGGGUGGCCGCGAGCAGCGUCCGACCUUGUGCCUCGUGUUAAGGAGCCUGGAAAAAAAAUGCAAAAAUCUCCGCGGGUGGCGAUGGGGCUGUUGAUGGAUUUUGGUAGUGUUGAUUGAUUUUGCCCAGACACCUGGCUUUCCCGUGUCUUCGCUGAAUAAUUCACACUGGCCUAACAAUAACUUAUUCCAAGGGCUAUAAAACACAUUUCCAUUCGUUUCCUUUCCCGCCUUCCUGCCCUGACGCGUGCUCCCGCCGUCUCGCGCCCAAAUCGUCCCCUGGCCCCGCCAGCGCCUGCAGAGCUCUCCGGUUCCCCCAGCGCUUCCAGCAGCAUCAGUGCUUGCCUUGCAAGAACGAUUUUGAAUAAAUCAGUGCCCUUUUCCCAAAUCCCCUCCUUUCCGUGGACGUGUCCGUGCCGUCGCUGGGAUGCUGCGGGGUCCGUCCCGGGCUUGGAGGCAGGAGCGCUGCGGCCAGUGCGCCGGGUCCCGCGGGAAGCCCUGGAAGAGGGUCCGGUACCUCCCUGUGGAGAGGUAUAGAGAGGUAUAGAGGUAUAGAGAGGAGGCCCCAGGGUGCAGAAUUUGUAAUUUUUUGCUUGAAAAUGACCGAGUUGAACAUGCGAAUUUCCUGAGGACGGGAUGUCACACGCCACCGUUCAGACCGAGGGUUUAGGAUUGGUUUGGGGAUGGAGUUGCUUCUUCCCAGACCUGCUGGGAGCAUCCACUGUCGUGUGCGUGCAUCCUUCGCUCGGACCCAAGGGAGGGGAGGCAUCCUGCAGAGUGCUUUUGCACAUGUAUGUCUGCUGCUCACAGGUAAAAUGCUACCAGGAAAAAAAAAAAA
This is a messenger RNA of Struthio camelus australis, 7234 nucleotides long. NCBI's taxonomy places the organism in Eukaryota, Metazoa, Chordata, Aves, Struthioniformes, Struthionidae. The record is from RefSeq and is a predicted model, not a curated record.